UUUGUGAAGUACUGGUUUUAAUUCCUCUUUAAAGUUUGAUAGAAUUUACCAAUGAAAGCAUCUGGUUAUGGGCUUGUGGGAAGUUUGUUGAUUACUAAUUCAUCUCUUUACUUUUUUAUAGGUCUAUCAAAAUUUUGUAUUUUUUGAGUAAUGUUUUAAAUUAAAAAAAUAUAAAGCAAGUGUAAAGUGGUAAGUAUGUAUAAGGUAGUCUGGUAAAGCCCAAAUUGUGUAUAAAAAUGUGUCCUCCUACUUCACGGGAAUUCAGUUUGAAACUUACCAUUUAACAAUUCAGUUUUUUAAAACAUGACUUUUCAAAAGAGUGUUGUUAAUGUCUUUUUAUUUGAAUUAUUUUAAAUACAUCAAAUAUUUUGUAUUUCAUAAUGGCUUGGAAUUUAAGGGUUUGGUGUUUGUUUUUGUUUUUGUUUUUGUUUUAUUGCUUUUAUCUCAGCAGCAAUGCAGCAAGUGUUGGAUAACCUUACGGAGCUGCCCUCAUCUACAGGAGCAGAAGAAAUAGACCUAAUUUUCCUCAAGGGGAUUAUGGAGAAUCCUAUUGUAAAAUCACUUGCUAAGGCUCACGAGAGGCUAGAAGAUUCAAAACUAGAAGCUGUCAGUGAUAAUAACUUAGAAUUAGUCAAUGAAAUUCUUGAAGAUAUCACUCCCUUAAUAAAUGUGGAUGAAAACGUGGCAGAACUGGUUGGUAUACUCAAAGAGCCUCACUUCCAGUCACUCUUGGAGGCCCAUGAUAUUGUGGCAUCAAAAUGUUAUGAUUCACCUCCAUCAAGCCCAGAAAUGAAUAAUUCUUCUAUCAAUAAUCAGUUAUUACCAGUAGAUGCCAUUCGUAUUCUUGGUAUUCACAAAAGAGCUGGGGAGCCACUGGGUGUAACAUUUAGGGUCGAAAAUAAUGAUCUGGUAAUUGCCCGAAUCCUUCAUGGAGGAAUGAUAGAUCGACAAGGUCUGCUUCAUGUGGGAGAUAUCAUUAAAGAAGUCAAUGGUCAUGAGGUUGGAAACAAUCCAAAGGAAUUACAAGAAUUACUGAAAAAUAUUAGUGGAAGUGUCACCCUAAAAAUUUUACCAAGCUAUAGAGAUACUGUAACCCCUCAACAGGUGUUUGUGAAAUGUCAUUUUGAUUAUAAUCCAUACAAUGAUAACCUGAUACCCUGCAAAGAAGCAGGAUUGAAGUUUUCAAAAGGAGAAAUUCUUCAAAUUGUGAACAGAGAAGAUCCAAACUGGUGGCAGGCUAGCCAUGUAAAAGAGGGAGGAAGCGCUGGUCUCAUUCCAAGCCAGUUCCUGGAAGAGAAGAGAAAGGCAUUUGUUAGAAGAGACUGGGACAAUUCAGGACCUUUUUGUGGAACCAUAAGUAGCAAAAAAAAGAAAAAGAUGAUGUAUCUCACAACCAGAAAUGCAGAAUUUGAUCGUCAUGAAAUCCAAAUAUACGAGGAGGUAGCCAAAAUGCCUCCCUUCCAGAGAAAAACAUUGGUAUUGAUAGGAGCUCAAGGUGUGGGACGAAGAAGCUUGAAAAACAGGUUCAUAGUGUUGAAUCCCACUAGAUUUGGAACUACAGUGCCAUUUACUUCACGGAAACCAAGGGAAGAUGAAAAAGAUGGUCAGGCAUAUAAAUUUGUGUCACGGUCUGAGAUGGAAGCAGAUAUUAAAGCUGGAAAAUAUUUGGAACAUGGGGAAUAUGAAGGAAAUCUCUAUGGAACCAAAAUCGAUUCUAUUCUUGAAGUUGUCCAAACUGGACGAACUUGUAUUUUGGAUGUCAACCCACAAGCCCUGAAAGUGCUGAGGACUUCCGAGUUCAUGCCCUAUGUUGUAUUUAUUGCUGCUCCAGAACUAGAGACAUUACGUGCCAUGCACAAGGCAGUGGUGGAUGCUGGUAUCACUACUAAGCUUUUGACGGACUCUGACUUGAAGAAAACAGUGGACGAAAGUGCACGGAUUCAAAGAGCAUACAACCACUAUUUUGAUUUGAUCAUCGUAAACGACAAUCUAGACAAAGCCUUUGAGAAACUACAAACUGCCAUAGAGAAGCUGAGAAUGGAGCCACAGUGGGUCCCAAUCAGCUGGGUUUACUGAUGAUUCAAUAAGGUUCAUAAUGGAAAUAAAACUUUUUAAAGUAACUGCAACAAAUAAGCCUUCUACUGAGAAAAUACAUGCACAGAUAGAAGAUAUCUGCCAAGUUCAGGCAUUUUUAUUGUGUAGAUUGAAAUACCAGUACACUAUUCUGAAUUUUUAUAUAAAAUGUGGUUGGGAAGGUGUACUAAUAUAUAAUUUAUCUUAAUUUUUCUAACUUUUUAUGGAUAACCUUUCUAUUCAUACCACAUAAAGAAAUGCGUUGAAGCAUUUUGUAUAUGUUUUGAUUUAGUACCCUUGCCUUUUUCAUCAAAGGAAUUUUCAAAGCCUUCAUUCUUGCAUUGGUCUCCCAUUUUCACUGUGAUAAUGAAUACUUGAAAUAGUUUUGUAAAUCUGUCCUUUAGUUCAGUAUUUAACUAGUGAAGGGUCAGUUACUCUUUAUUAGGAGAAAAUAGUAGUUAUUGGCCUUCUUUCCUAAUAUAAAUUCUUACAGAAACAGAACUAUAAUGUCCAUACCUUCCAAUUCUGACAUCAGAAGUCUGCUCAACACUACAUGGUUUCGUUAUUUCAGAGAUAUAUGGCUAUCCAUUCUAAUUUAGGCAGAUAUGUUUUUUUCCCCUUUUUUUCCAUCUUGAGGGAAAGUGAAGAGCAAUACUUUGCACUCUCAUUUGUUGCCAUGACAGGCUGAUACUAAGUGAAUGUGUACACAGCAAGGAAGGCCAUGCAGGCUAAGGGAGUGCCUUAUCCUGUAACACAUAACACAGCAAAAUGACACAUAAAGUUGAUUUAUUUUCACAUGUAGAAAUUUGACAAAAAUGAACCUACUGCUUUCAACAUUUUUUUAUUAGGAUAUGGUCAGCAAAUGUAUGAUGCCUUUGCAAAUUUCUGUGAUGCUUUAAAAUGCCUCUAAGUUUGCAAGUGGGGGAUUUUUCUGAAGAAUCAGCAUCCUUUCUGAAGUGUGAUGUGAUUGUUAGAAUACUUAAAUCUUUUGUGUUGAGAACCAAAUCCAUUGAACAACUUAGGAGAUUUGGAAAUAACUGUCAGCUGUCUUACCUAUAUAUAACAUAUACAUUAUAUAAUAUAUAUUAAAUGAGGUUUUAUAUUUUUUUUUACAUUUCUGUUAGGAAAUGCGCUUUUUUGUUUAGUAAUUAGGAAAACCGCUCUCUUUUAGAGGCAUUAACAUACUCAGAUUUUUAAAAUUCGUCUCAGUUAAAAUCUUCCUUUAGGAUUCUUGGAUGGUAUAAAUUCUUCCUCAAACAUAUUCAGAGAUGUAGCUCAUCAUUUAACUAAGUUAUGUUAUGUUGCUGCCAGCUUUUCAUAGGGACAGUAUUCACACCUACAGGGUUAGAUGCUUGUGGUCAUCUUUGGCCAUGGUAGGCAUCAGGCACCUGGCUGUUAAUUUUUCUCCUCAGCAAAGCUGUCACAUGGAACACUAGCCAGAAGGGCUUAGAGGGAAGAGAAAAUACCUGGCAAUAAGCAGUUAUGCACACAUUGCUUUAAAUCUUCUUCACAAUGAAACAGCCAAGUGGCUGUAUUGUUAAGAUUGGAAAUGUAUAGUUAUUUUUUUUUAUUCUAGAGUUUCAUAUCCAGAACACAAAUUCAUGUUCUUUGUCCUAGGAUAGGGAUAUUAGUGGUAAAAUGGAUCAUACCCUUUUAAUAACUUUGGUAACUUUUAAACCACAUAUAUUCGCAUCCAAUUCUCGGCUCCUCAAAGCAACCUGAAUCAAAGCAGUGUUGAGAUAAUGUCUUAUGAUUUAGUAUUUAAACACACUGUAAAUUUUCAGGAAAUGUGCUGUCUUCUGCACAGAGCCUCUUUGAACAACUUUGGGAUCAUCGUAGCAGCACAAGAAGUGUAUCCACAAAAUAUUUCAACUGUCUUCACAUAAUGGAGAUGAUUUUUACAUCAUCUAUAUUUUUAGCCUUAUCCUGUGGUUUAAAAUGCAUAUUAUUUAGAAAAUAGUCUAUACUUAAAGGAAUUAUUUCUAUUAUAAAUGGUAUUCAUGACUAGUUAAUAUACACUAGAUCCCCCAUAAUAUAAAAUGAAAUAAUGCUGUUUAGUUUAUCUCAGUCUAGAUGCCAGAGCUGAAGAGAAUAAAUUCAGAAAAGGUCACUGUAUCUCAGUAGAGUUAUUGAACUUGAAACUGAAGUCCCAUCGGAGUCUGCAGGACCCAGUAGAGCUCUACUGGGGCAAGGAGUCCCAGACGCCCCAGGAUUCUCCCAAGGCAAUGAGAGUAUUGUUGUAAUCAAUGAAGUAUGAACUUCUCUUGUGGGAAAUAUCUAAAAUAAUUAGCUUUACUGAAGAGAAAACGGUUUAAAGGGAUGCUAAACAAUUGGUAAUAGUUAAAAUACAAAUGCACAUGCAAAUGCCUUUGGGAAACUUGUGCCAAUACAUUAAUGCACCCGAGGAUUCUUUGUGAUCAGAAGAGUGUCCACAAUCAGAUUUCAGGGCAUGACAAUUUAUAUACAACUAAAUAUUAUAUAUAUAUGUUUUUUAUUUUCAAAUGUACAAAUACCCCUAGAGGUGAUGUUCCUGGAUAAGUCAUGUAACAGUAUAACUAGUGGAAUAUAUGUGAUGCACUACAAGUAGACUUUCACUUUUAUUCCAGCCGUGUCUUGAUUAUGCAGUCUUAAUUUCUGUUUGAUAUCUGUAUAUUAUCAAAUAUCCAAUACAUCAGGACUUUUACUUCUGCCAAUUCUUAACUAUACAAUUGCUGAACAUAGCUUUCUAAAAUAGAAAUCUUAUCAUAAACCCAGUAUGACUACAGCAAUAGUAGCCUGAACCCUAGAUUCUAGAAUCUAGUAGAUUUGCUUAUAGUAGCUUAUCAGGACAAGUUUUCUUUAAAAGAGCAAAUUGGUUAUUAACACAAAUUUAGAAAAUAAUGCAAAUUAGCAAUAAAAUACAAUAGUGUAGCAUUAUAGAUUAUGGCCAGAUACUAACUGCUUUGACCAUACUAUCCCAAUGACAAUAAAAGAUGAUCUUUGCUUUAAAAAUUCACUAAAUUGGUACUUCUUGCUAGACAAAACAGUAAGUGUCAUAAUCCAGUGAUUGGAGUUGAUUUUCAAGAUGGAUAGCCAUGGAGUUAGGUACAGUUAGUUUGAACUGAUAAAUAUUAACCAUAAAAUUUUUGAAAAUUGGUCAAAAUAGUGCUCUACUUAACAUUGUACUUUUAUGACUUCUGAAACAACACUCCAUUUUCCAAAAAUCACAGGCUAGGGAGCCAAUAAUUUUGUAGUAAUGAAUCUUUAUACUAAAUAUGGAAAAAGAAAUCCUGAACUUUUAUGUACAUAUAUAGGUCAUUUUAUAAGUGUCUGAGUCACCAUAUAUAUAAUAUAUAUACAGCCAUAUGUAUAAUAUGUAAAAUUCUCCCCAAAUACAUGAAUAAUAAAACUAAAUAUGGUCAUCCAUGUAACUAUAGCUAGUGAUCUUAAAUGUUUACUCCCAAAUUCUUAGACAUUCUGAAACCUUUUUCACAUUGUUUUCUAAGGCUCUAGUUUUACCUUGAGGCAGAUACUAAUCUUCCUGAAAAAUAUUAAGCUCAGAAGAUUAACUUAAUUUCUUUAAGCAAAAAGGACAGAGUUCUAGAUGGCAGCCUCUUAGUAAAUACUUAUUUAAACUUUAAAUGAAUUUGUGAUAUGGUUCAGGCUUAGAGAUUAUGGUAACUGCCCUCCUCUUGUUCCAGUGGAUUUGCUGUGAGAAUUCAUGUAAUAACAUCUGUAAUGUAUUUAAGUUCUUGAGCAAAAUUCAGUAUUCUAAAUAAUGGGAUCAUUGUAUAUAUAAAAGUGAAUAUUCACAAACUUUUAAGAAUAUAGUCAACUAAUAAUUCAGCAUCAUUUUUUGAGUAUGCACUGUAUAUCUUAAGAAGAUAACAAUUCUGUAAUUCCUUAAGGUAAGAUUAUUUUUAAAUUACAUUUUUGUUAGCCUCAAGUUUUAUUCAUUUUUUAAUAUGUCCUAUAAUUCAUUAUGUUACCUUUGUGUUCCUGGAAUGAUUUAGUGCAGAAACAGAAAUAAGUCUUUAAUACACUAAAAAGUGAAGGAAUGAUAUCUCAUUUCUAAGGUAAGAAUUUUAAAGCAUGGUUUGUACCACUUCCGUAGUACAUUGCACUACUUUCUUUAAAAUAAUCUCUUUUGUUAAAAAUAGAGAUGGUGUACUUCUACUAGCUGAGAUCCUAAUUCUGAUUCUGACCAUGCGACCUUUGAUAAAAUUUAUAUUUCCCUUUACUUUUAAUAUUCCACCCGUUAAAUAGGGCUAGCUUAAUAUUUGUCUUCACCUUAAAUUACAAGAAGUAAUUUGUAACUCUGAUGUGAUGAAUGCUAGACUGGAAAAUCCUUAUUAGGCUACUUUAUUUAUUAUAUGUAUUCACUUAUAUUGAGGUUGUUUAUCUUUUAGUUCAUUUAAAAUGUAUCUCUUCAGAGGUAGUAUAAUGAAUGGUACACACCAUUCAAGAAUCCUCCCUCUAAUUUUAAAACAGCUCUGAGGAAGGUCUGUUCUCUCUUGUGGCCUUGGUCAGGAGGUCCAUUUUAGUUUAGAAUCCCACUCUCAGUCCAAACCUUUAACAAAUUCUUCUUACUCACAAAUCAAAUAAAAUUUAAGCAAUCUAGUACUCUGACAUCCAAGAAAUUCUGAACUUUGGCCCUUAAAGCUGCCCUACCUUAGUUCUUAUGCCUGAAAUUUAUCACUGCAGCCCUAUUGUUUAACCCAUAGUAUUAAGUUUAGAAGGCAUCUGUUUCUUUAUAGGGAGAACUGUUGUUAGGUCCAAUUAGUGGACCUUGAAUCGGACAUGAAGACAUCUUAGUUGCAUUCUCUUUUUAAUUGCUUCACGGCUCCUGGCUGAUAAUACAGUGCCGUGAUAAAUCUGACUUUCCUCCACACACCAAAGUCAGCCAGAAGUGACCGUUCCUUCCCUUUUCUUCCCUACCAGUUUUUCCUAAUUCCCAGCACAAACUGAAUGAACACAUCUACAAUGAACAUAAAUGCUGCUUCGUACUUAGGAGAGUAAAUGACUCAGUGCUUGUAAACGUUCUUGAGUCCCACUGAAUAGGUACUGUUGCUUCCACAAAGCAGAAGCCAAAAGGUCUUAUUUUAACAGUUGGAACUAGAGGUCUUUGUUGCACUUCAGCAACAGCAGAGGGUAGAAACACACAAAUACGACAGGCCAUACCUGACAUUAGUCUUUCUUCAUAUCGGUCAAGGUGGCCAAGGAGCUUAGAGGAAGUGGAAAAAAGCAGAGCAUUCAAAACUCCUCAGCUAUAAAUUACCACUGUUAAAGCAGAAGUCAUCAGCACUUGAAAUAUGUGGUCUUCAUCGUAUUCCAAAAUAAGAGAGGCAGGCAAUAGUAUAGCAAUUGCUUUGAAGACCUAGAGCUUGUUCUGAUGAACAUGGUCCAAAUGAGGAAUACCUUCACCUUUUCAGGCAGAACCAGAUUUGAGGAAUAGCUCAUCUCCAACUGUAAUUUAAGUAUAAGAUAAAUAUUCCUUUUGGCUAUGUGUCGUCAUUUAAAAAGAACGGACUCCUGUUUCUUUGCUAACAUUGAUUUUUAAGGAAGUGGGAUCUAGGGUUUUGCUGGAGAAGAAUGCCAAACUAGGGUUUGGCAACAAGUGUAGUUUUCUGCAUGUUGAGUUACUUUAGAGCCCAUGGUGAGUAUUUGAUGUGAAAACCUUGCUUUGGGGAUUUUUUUUUUUUUUUCCAUUUCAGUUUGGUGUAUCUUUAUUUUGAACACAAAUGCAUGCUCUUUUUAACCUCUAGUCUUUGAAAUAAUUGUAGAACUUUUUUUUAAUGGAGGGCAAAAUGCUUGUCAGCAAUCCGAAAAUAAAAGCUGAACAAGCUGCUUAAGUCUCUGAUGAAAAAGUUUAAAAAUAAAAUUUAAUUGCUACUGCCUUCCAAGUAAUUGUAUUACUAGUUCCUGUAUAAAAGAAACAUUACUGCUGCCUUUGUAUAAAUAAAAUUUUCCUGCAGUACAA
Molecule: messenger RNA, 8032 nt
Organism: Leptonychotes weddellii (Weddell seal)
Lineage: Eukaryota; Metazoa; Chordata; Mammalia; Carnivora; Phocidae
Source: RefSeq, a predicted model, not a curated record